This is a messenger RNA of Penaeus indicus, 564 nucleotides long. RefSeq lists its product as uncharacterized. Bases 1 to 564 code for a protein of 187 amino acids. The record is from RefSeq and is a predicted model, not a curated record. Gene Ontology annotation, molecular function: nucleic acid binding. The transcript has 2 exons. Lineage: Eukaryota; Metazoa; Arthropoda; Malacostraca; Decapoda; Penaeidae.
AUGGUUAUACUCACAGCCAUAUUAACAGUGCGUCUUGGUAAAGAUAGUGUCAAACACGACUAUCGAAAUGCCAAAAGGAGAUUAGAUUACAAAGUUGAAGGUCAGUGCAUGGGUCAAGUCUCUAUUGAAAGAAUAACUCCAUGUCCAGCUUUCUAUCACACUGCUAGAUAUAUCUCUGGGCCGUUUCAAAUAAGAGACAAUGUGAAGAAAAGAACUACUGGUAAAGCUUAUGGUGUUAUAUUUAAUUGCAUGGUUACUCGUGCUGUAUAUAUUGAUGUUGUUGAUGGAUAUGAUACCCAUAGUUUCUUGAAAACUUUUAGACGCUUCACAGCUGUUCAUGGAUAUCCAGCUACUGUUCAUUCAGACUUAGGCUCUCAGCUGGUAUCAGCUAGUAAAGAAAUUAAAAUAGCUAUUAACAACUGGAAUAUGUCUGAUAUUUCUGAAUCUGGAACAAAAAGGGGAUUGAAAUGGAUUUCCAACCGUUCAGCUGAUGCAGCAUGGCAAAAUGGUGUUAGUGAAAAGAUCCUUCGUCAUGAUAAUUGGAUCUACUCUGGUGACAUAUAG